Messenger RNA from Pygoscelis adeliae (Adelie penguin), 228 nucleotides. RefSeq names its product autophagy related 101 (gene ATG101). Lineage: Eukaryota; Metazoa; Chordata; Aves; Sphenisciformes; Spheniscidae. The record is from RefSeq and is a predicted model, not a curated record. Gene Ontology annotation, biological process: autophagosome assembly; autophagy. The annotation marks the transcript as partial. The transcript has a single exon. Gene Ontology annotation, cellular component: phagophore assembly site.
GACGCGCUGCGCAACUCGGGCAGCGAUGGGAUGGGGCAGAUCUCCCUGGAGUUCUACCAGAAGAAGAAGUCGCGCUGGCCCUUCUCGGACGAGUGCAUCCCCUGGGAGCUGUGGACCAUCAAGGUGAACGUGGUGAACCUGGCUAACGAGCAGGAGCGGCAGAUCUGCCGGGAGAAGGUGGGCGAGAAGCUCUGCGAGAAGAUCAUCAACAUCGUGGAGGUGAUGAAC